AUGAAGGUUACCGCCCUAAGUCUCGUCGCUCUUGCGACCGCCGUUUUUGCCGGAACUCUGGACAGCUCCUUGGACAAGAGGGCCUGCACUCCUACCACCUGCCACUGCAAUGGCAUUCAGGGACAGUUCUGCGGCUAUGAUGACCCCGCCAACCCCGGUUGCAAGACCGGGUACGUUUAUGAAUGCCAGGCGGGUACCGGUAACGCUUGCUCUUAUGGCCCUCGGAACUCGUGCCAGCAGUGCGGUGAACUUCAGUGUUAA
Fusarium redolens is the source of this 261-nucleotide messenger RNA. RefSeq lists its product as uncharacterized. The transcript is spliced from 3 exons. Lineage: Eukaryota; Fungi; Ascomycota; Sordariomycetes; Hypocreales; Nectriaceae. The record is from RefSeq and is a predicted model, not a curated record. The coding region runs from base 1 to 261 and encodes 86 amino acids.